This is a messenger RNA of Siniperca chuatsi (mandarin fish), 3235 nucleotides long. It is a transcript of the gene tfam, whose product is annotated as transcription factor A, mitochondrial. Bases 363 to 1241 code for a protein of 292 amino acids. The transcript is spliced from 6 exons. Gene Ontology annotation, molecular function: transcription cis-regulatory region binding. The record is from RefSeq and is a predicted model, not a curated record. Lineage: Eukaryota; Metazoa; Chordata; Actinopteri; Centrarchiformes; Sinipercidae.
AUACCCCGGAAGUAAACCCGGAAUCUACAAAACUUUUUUGGCAUAUGCGCCAGGCGUGCAAUUCUCAUUGGAUUGAAUACGCGCCAUUUUGGGGUUCGGUAUCCAGUUCUUACAAUACAUGAUCAAAGGCCGGAGCAUUUCCUGAGGCCUUACAUGAAGCUGCUGUUUUCUUUUCCCGCAAUCCACCGGGAGAGACUGAAGGCGCCUUUCGAAGCGUCUGCAUGUCAACAAGCCGUAUUUGAGGAGGCCCAGCUUCAAUUAAAGACAUCUAAUGCAUGCAUAUUAUAACACGCUGGUUUUGGGACAAUACGUUUAUCUUUCAUCACUCUGCCUAACGGACUAUAACAUUUAUUAACACCGACAUGGCUCCGUUCAACUUAAUGACAGCAAGUGUGAGCUGGUUGGCUAAGUCCUUCAGUGUCUUCUCCUGCACAAGCAGUCUGGCAAGGUGUACCAGUGUCCUCCCAGCAGCAUACGUCAACCCAGUGAAAUGUCUGACCUCUCAGGCCAGUGGCCCUCCAAAGAGACCUCUGAACGGAUACAUGAGAUAUGUUCUGCAACAGCAGCCAAUCAUGACUGGACAAAACCCAGAAAUCAAAUCUGUGGAUAUCAUCAGAAAGAUCGCCCAGCAGUGGAGAACGAUGAGCCCAGAACAGAAACAACCAUUUGAGGAAGCCUCUCUGCGGGCCAGGGAGCAAUUUAAGGUGGACCUCCAGCGCUACCAGGCCCAGCUGACCCCAGCACAGGUCCAACAACAAGCCUUGGAGAAGAGGCAGAGGUUGGCCAAAAGGAAGGCCAUCCGCAAAAAGAGGGAGUUAACCAACCUGGGGAAGCCUAAACGUCCUCGCUCUCCAUUCAACAUUUUCAUGUCAGAGCACUUUGAGGAUGCCAGAGGAACCACCACACAGGCAAAGAUGAAGUCACUGUUGGAGGAUUGGAGGAAUCUGUUCAAUCAUCAGAAACAGGUCUACACACAGCUGGCUGAGGACGACAAAAUUCGCUACAAGAAUGAGAUGAAGUCGUGGGAGGACCACAUGAUGGAGAUUGGACGAGAAGACCUGAUCCGAGAGCAGACAAUGUCUUCCAAGAAAAAACCUACUGCUACAACUCCAGCAACCAAGAAAGGAACAAAGAGGGCUAAAGCAGUGAAGAAAGCCACUGCCACAGGAAAGUCAAAAACAACCAAGAAGAUGACAAAAAGCAGCUCCGUAAAGACUGUCAGGACUACUAAGAAGACAUAAAAUGUGUUUAUCUACUGAGUCUGGAGGGGAAAAGUGUGUUCAUGACAAGUUCUGAUGCCCCAGGGCUGUGCUCUGCUUGGUUUUUUCCUCUAACUUGAAAGUUCCCAGUUGACACGAAUGCUUCUUAUGGUUCAACUGCGCAAAGCUUUUACAGCAUUCAGAUAGAUUAAGAUCAUUUUACAACACCCCAUUAAUGCCUUUGUUCAGUGCAAAUUACACCAAAUAAACCCUGAAAGCAGGAUUUUUAUAGGGCACAAUGCGACCCUCUGUACAAAUACACAUCCUGGCUUUGACUGGUUGGUAGAAUCCCUCCGAAUGAUGUACAGUGGGAUUGUUCCAGGCUAAGAAAGUGAGUUACUUGAUGAAAUUUAAUGAUUUCAGAAGCUUAAACAUAUGAAUGAAGCGUUAAAGUGAUUAUGUGGGGCACAGACAAUGUUUAUACUUUCUUGUCUGCAAUGUUUAAAAGGUUUCAUACCCGAGUGUAAAGAGGUGAAACUCCAACAACACUUGUAGUAUAUAAAACAACUUUAAUGUUAGACCAACACGUUUCGGCUUGUGGCCUUCAAGCUGAAAAGCGUUGGUCUAACAUUAAAGUUGUUCUAUAUAGUACCAGUUUUGACCUCUUUAGAAUUUUUCCCUUCUCCAUGCACCUUGGAAGUAGGUGAAGUUGUGCCAGAAACCCCUACUAUACCCGAGUGUAACCACAGUCUACUUGAGGGGGAUAUAAAGGUUACUGGUGUCAUCCGAAAACAACCACACUUUUCUAUUUUUGGUAUUUCAUUAAGAUUAUUAGUAAGUCAGCAAAGUCCAAAACCCACAAUGUGUUAGUGUGUCUUUCUAAGACUUACAUCUUUAAAACACCUCACAAAUAUAUAGUUUCAUUUUUAAAAAGGCUCAGUAAUUUCCUAAAACAGCUGGUCACAGCAGGUUUUAGCAAACAGGUGGAAACUGCAUUUGUUGGGGACUAUUUUCAGCGGUGGAUUAAUCCACAUUAGGUGUUCAAGUGAGUAUUUGGGGCAGCAGGACAGUGUAUGUGGGACAAAGUCAGAAUAAACUACAGUGUGUGUUCAUGGUAAUUAAGGAACAUGUCACCCAGUGCAACGGUGUGGCUCACUUAUGUGUUUUUAAUACUUUUUGGACAACAUUGGAGCUCUAUCACAUGAAGUACCACAGACUAAUACAAUGUUAGUUUUGAUAUUCUCAUGGGUUUUGAUGACAAUAAGAAAAAUCUAUAACAACAGCAGCCUUAUCCUUUACAGAGUAUAUGCCACUCCACAGUGCAGCUUGUUGGUCAGUUCUCAGUAAGUUUCUACUCUGAGAAAAGUGCCAUUGGUUGCAAAUUUACAGACAGCACCUCUUCUAAAGAUCAGACAGUACCAUGUUCCAUGUAUGCAACCUGAUUGAAUUUGUCUCAUCGCUGAUAUUAGUGAAGCAUAAGCUUGUACAGUCGCAACCUCAAACUGUGAAAAAUCCCGCUAUUAGUCUUUUAAGGCGUAAGUAACAUUAUCAACUGACAUUCAGUUUUUUUAAACACCAAAAGUUCCAAAUUAUGCAUUGUUCCAGUUAAGCUUCAUAUGAGAUUUUUUGUUCUGUUAAAAGCUAUAAAAAUCAUGUUAUGGUUGACUAUAAAAUUUGCUUUUUUCUCACACCGCCUUCAUCCAAAUGAGGGCAAUUGGCAAUAAAGGGUCAUUCCCCCCUUAGAUGCCAAGUGAAAAAUACUUGUUUGUCCUGACUUCACUCUACAAAGUUUGCCAUGAGCAGCUCAGUUAUGUUUCAUGAAACAACAUUCCAUGCAGUCAAUGAUAGUUAAUCCUAUAAUCCAGAUUUUAUGUGUAAAGUCACAUACCUGUUAAUUACGAAGGACACACUUUCAGUUUUGACAGUUUAUUUUGCUUGUAGAAUGUAUUUAGUGCUACCGUAUUCAGACAGCAUUAACUACGGCUUGUUUUCUUUGUAUAGUGUUUACUGAAUAAACAUUUACAUACACCUUUCUA